Messenger RNA from Lathyrus oleraceus (garden pea), 1056 nucleotides. RefSeq names its product jasmonate ZIM domain-containing protein 1. The transcript is spliced from 5 exons. Bases 186 to 914 code for a protein of 242 amino acids. Lineage: Eukaryota; Viridiplantae; Streptophyta; Magnoliopsida; Fabales; Fabaceae. Gene Ontology annotation, cellular component: nucleus. The record is from RefSeq and is a predicted model, not a curated record. Gene Ontology annotation, biological process: regulation of jasmonic acid mediated signaling pathway; response to wounding; regulation of defense response.
CCACAUGGUCUCAUUGUUCAGACCAGAGAAACUUCAAGGAACAAACAAAGCUUUUAGAAGAACAAAAAAAAACACUCUCAAAACAAAGCUUCUUCAUCUAAAGGGUCACUAACCAAACAUCAAAGAUUCAAUCUUUUGUGAUAAAUCUUCCAAAGUUGGAAUUUUUUUGGUGGGUUUUGUUGAAAAUGACUAGUUUACCUAAUACUUCGUCUGAUGGCCGGAGAACCGCCGGUAAGGCGCCGGAGAAGUUCAAGUUUUCACAGACUUGUAGUCUCUUGAGUCAAUUCUUGAAGGAGAAGAGAAUUUCUGGUGAUUCUGCUUCUGGAAUGUUUGGGAAAAUUGACCCUAAAGUAGGUGCUAAGGAUUUGUUUGGCAAUAUGCAAAACUCAGAAGGUGGUUUGAGACUAAAUGCUUCAGCUAUGGAUUCUCUUCCUCAGCUUGUGGAAAAUCCUUGCAUUAAAAGGUCUAAUACAAGAUCAACUACAGCUCCUGAAACGCCGCAAUUGACAAUCUUCUACGCCGGGAAAAUGUUAGUAUUCGAUGCUUUCGCGCCCGCGAACGCAACCGAGAUCAUGGAAUUGGCGACAAAGUUAGCCUCUGAAAAUUCAAACACAGAAGAAAAUCCCCCCUCUGCACUUGUCACAAGUGAAAUAUCAAAACCAAAAUCAAAGGAAUCCCACCAAAUUCCUCAACCAAACACUACAGCCUUAGAAACAUCUAAACCAGAAAACCAAACCAAUUGUUCAGAUAGUAUGAGAUAUCCAAGAAGAGCCUCACUUCUUAAAUUUCUUGAAAAAAGAAAAGAAAGGGUCAUUGCUAGAGGACCUUACCAAAUUUACAAUCACAAAAAUGAGGGUAAUAGUACUUCAGGAGGUGAACCUAAAGAUCAACAACACUUUGACCUUAACUUAUAGGGAUUUAAGUUCAUUAUGACCUUAACUUAAGGCACUUAGAAGAAUGUUUUAGCCUUCAUAUAUAGAUUUAUAAGAGAUCAUUUUUAUAUAUAUUUGUAUGUAUUAUUUUUGUCAAUCAAUUAGGUCCAAUGUUUUCGCAUCA